UCCCAAGCUAAAACGCCAUCUGCAAAGCGUACAUUUCGUUUUUUUAAAUCCGUUCUUGACUUUUUGUUUCUUCUUUCUUCGCAGUUUGUGGCUAAUAUUGUGCGAUAUUGAUUAAUACCAGUCUGCGUCUUUGUUUAAUAUUGAAAAAGAGAAUUCGUACGGGAUACGGUUUAUCUAUUUGCCCAGCGAUAAGGUCCGAUAAUUGUUGUACUCUUCCUGGGGGAAGAAUCGGUCGAACUUUUCAAUUUCUGUAAACAGGGAGAAUUUCCAGUAAAAAAAAUGGAUGGCGACAGUAUAGACGCAAAGAUCGCAAAUGGGUCAAAAGUGGACGAACCGGACAUUCUUGGAUUCAGACCAAAAUCAAGAGAUGUUCCCAAAAUGGCUAGAAUGUCAGUUGAAAAGGAUGCAUACUUCUACAAGAUGACGCAUAAAAAACGUGGCAUUGCUGUGAUAUUUAACCAUGAAAAAUUCCUGGUAGGUAAUUUGACUGAUAGAACUGGUACAAAUGCCGAUAGCGAAGCUUUAGAAAAAUGCUUUACAAAACUCGGCUUUGAUGUUAUGGUUUUCAAAGAUCUCAGCUGUUCCGAGCUCAUCUCACAGGUUGAAAAAGUCGCUGAAAUGGACCAUUCCGACAAUGAUUGUUUGGUAAUGUGCAUACUCUCUCAUGGGGAGGAAAACUUUAUUUUUGCUUGUGACACCCUGUACAAACAUGAAGAAAUCUGGGGCCCGUUUACAGCUGAUAAGUGUCCUACUUUAGCUGGAAAGCCUAAAAUGUUUUUUAUACAGGCUUGCCAAGGGAAAAAGCUUGAUCCUGGAAUAAGAGUCACACAAGUUGACUCCAGUCCAUACUCGUAUAAAAUUCCUAUUCAUGCCGAUUUCUUAAUUGCAUAUUCAACAAUUCCAGGGUUUUUUUCAUGGCGCAAUACUGGAAAGGGGUCAUGGUUUAUUCAGGCACUCACAGCAGAAUUGGAAGAAUCUGCUUUUCUUUACGACAUGCUUACAAUUCUAACUUUUGUUAAUCGUAGAGUCGCGGUAGACUUUGAAUCGAAUGUACCUGGUAACACAAUGAUGGAUGCUCAAAAACAAAUGCCGUGUAUAACUAGUAUGCUGACAAGACUGGUGAAAUUUCCUGAAAUUAAGAAUAAAUAAUACAUUUGUACAAGAUUUAAAAAAAUGGAUUAAAAAGCAAAACGGGCAUUUGCUACUUUUUUAAACAGAAAAUGUUUUCUGUUUAUUAAUAAAAAAAAAAGGUCUAUUUUCUAUAAAUUCAUCAAUGUUUUAAUUUAGUAUAAUAUAUUUUAUAACCGAAUUAUACUCAAAUGUAAUUUAUGAAUAAAUUAUUUUUUUAUAAUAAUUUACUUUAAAAAAAUAAUAAAAUACAGUUGUAUUAAAAAUGUGUUUUACUAUAACAUCGAAGAUCAAUGGUUAAGUGAGAUAUGUGAAAAUUCUCACUAUAAUUUGAUACUUUAAACACAAUUUGUUCAACAAGUUGAUUGAUCAUUUUUUAGUAACUUUGGGGAAGGGGUUGUACAUAAAUUUGUAUUUUCUGAUUAAAUCAAUACCAUAUAAUUAAUUUUUUUAAGUGAUAAGGAAUCUAAUAAUAAUAUUAUUUUUUAAUAUUGUGUGUAAUGUAUUCCUUAAAUUUAAUUAUUUGUGUUUGUUUGAUUGGUAAAGAUGAAAUGUAUGAAAAACGCAUUGUAUGCAUUUCUUUCUGUUCAUUAUUGGAAUAAAAUAAAUAAUAUUUA
Messenger RNA from Cimex lectularius (bed bug), 1745 nucleotides. Its product is annotated as caspase-1-like. Gene Ontology annotation, biological process: proteolysis; apoptotic process. The coding region runs from base 280 to 1149 and encodes 289 amino acids. The record is from RefSeq and is a predicted model, not a curated record. Lineage: Eukaryota; Metazoa; Arthropoda; Insecta; Hemiptera; Cimicidae. Gene Ontology annotation, cellular component: cytoplasm. The transcript has 5 exons.